AUGAAGAAAGAUCUUAAUAAUAACCUUCGUCCUCCAUUGGAUCUCUUGGAUCCUGAGAGUUUGUGGACCUUCGAUUCGUAUGGACCUACGAUUCGUAUGGACCUACGAUUCGUAUGGACCUACGAUUCGUAUGGACCUACGAUUCGUAUGGACCUACGAUUCGUAUGGACCUACGAUUCGUAUCCCUGA
Molecule: messenger RNA, 189 nt
Organism: Sclerotinia sclerotiorum 1980 UF-70
Lineage: Eukaryota; Fungi; Ascomycota; Leotiomycetes; Helotiales; Sclerotiniaceae
Exons: 2
Coding region: 1-189 (62 amino acids)
Source: RefSeq, a predicted model, not a curated record